Messenger RNA from Amoebophrya sp. A120, 2746 nucleotides. The record is from the annotation of a GenBank genome assembly. NCBI's taxonomy places the organism in Eukaryota, Dinophyceae, Syndiniales, Amoebophryaceae.
GUGUCUUUUACUCCACCGGCAGAAAACCUUCGCUGUCGGAAUCCAUUUUGUGUAAGAUCGGACGUGUGCGCCCUUCUCUAAUGUUCACACGCUUGAUCCACGUCUCCUUAUCAAAAGAGCGCGAUCUUCGCAAUAGGAUAAGGAUCAAUUAUUAUGAUCAGCGGAAAAACUCAACCUGUGAAGUCAGUCGGAAUACUAACUACUUAUGCAUGAAUCAUACACUACUUAACACGGCAAUUUUAGCCUGCAGCUGUAGUUGCACAAAAAUAAGUAGCUUCUGGAGGCGGGAUCCUCCACGCUAGCAAUUUGACGAGAACGAAGAGAAUGCUCCGCAUCAGCGUGCUGCGAGAAAACGCGGCACAGCAGGAAACGCGUCUUUGGCAGACAUCUGCGGAGGCCCCGACGAGUUUCGCGCUGCGUUUUGAGAGAAUAAUGAAGCGUCUUUCGCUUUUAUCCCUAGGCGCGACCGUGCCGCAGUUUGCCUUGGGUUCCUGCCCUUUGACCCCCAACUGCAACUUUCCUGACAACGGGUCGUGCGGCAACGCGUGCUGCUUUAUGAGUUUCGCUUUUCUGGGUUACGAACCCGGCGAGGUGAAAGACGCGAUCUUCGAAAAGCUGGCCCCGCAAACCGCGGGCGGGCCGGACGGGGGCUACACUUUGCAGUACUUGGACGGCGGCAGCUACGGGUUUACCAACUUCAGCUUCCCCGCCCCGGUGGACCAGACCCGCUAUACUAAGAUCGCCUUCAUUGGACAAGCGUGGCACGAGACGGACGGCGCAAUUUCAAAGCUGCAGCACAAGAAAAUAAUCACACGGUACAACGACAUAUCGAAUACAAAUGCAAAGCAUCUUUAAAUAUCGAUGUGGGCGGUGCUCUGGAAAAUAAUUCGUCAUGCCAAAUUAUUGUCGUGAAUCAAGAAAUACGGCUCUGGUGCUCGUGAAGUAUGCUCCCAGAAGUUUUUUCUUGCACAUCGGAAGCUACUAGUUCUUGCGUACUGUGUUUGCAUCACAAACCAGUGCUGCCUAGCGGUGGCCUGAUGUCGACGACAGGGUAUAUUUAUUUUUCGUGUCAUCCGACCCAGUCGUGCAGGUUCCAGGUUUUCACGUACUUGCGCAUUUGCAAAAAUGCAUAUCACACCAUGAACUUCCUGAUUUACGUGGCGAACAAAAAGUACGCUAAAGAGGUGGGCGAACGAUUCGGCAAGACUACUACGGUGGUGCGGGUCACGUCCACAUCGCAAAUCGGCGGCGCGUACGGGGAUUCUGGGCAAAACUUUUGCAACAUUAUUACGCUGAUGAACGCGGUGCCGCUGAAGCAUUAUCCCAAGAAAAAUAGGUCGUCGGCCAUCCCGUCGAACUUGCCGUUUUGCGAUCUUUUUUUGAGAACAUGAGCAUGACUUUUUGUGGUGCCGGAAUAACGUCAGGCCAUGCAUUGGGUGUACAGUCCAUGCCUAGUUUGUCUCCUAUUUUGGCAUGGCAAUGAAACUUGACGAUUGGUGGAAUAGCGGCGCGUUGUUUGUGCAAACGUACAGCGCCCACUUUUUAAACAAAAUUUCUUGUAGUUGUGAAAUUUGUGCAAUUUUUCUUCAACUGCAAAUAGAAAUUCCGAUAGCGACAGGAUUGUUUUCAUUCGAUUAGAGCCACGAAAUCUCCACCGACCGGUACGGCUGCCCAUUUUCCGCAUAUGGACGGCUCAGCUGUCACAAUCUCAAAAGUGACAAUUUCUGAUGCAAAACUCGGAAGAUCCACUGUUUGUCACGGGAUCUCCUGUCGGGAUGCUUUUUUUGUGCGGCAUUUUCAUUGAACUAAAGAUAAGUCGGAAAAAUGCAAGCCGUGCGAAAUAAUCUUCUAUCAUGCGAAAAGUUCUUGAAGUGCACGGGUAUUUCAUUUCUGUUGCACUUGUGAUGCGAAGCUGAUGCUGAAGUGCAAUUUCGACGGUCAUGUGUACAACAUGCGUCGCUUUUGAUAUCUUUGUGAAGCCUUAGGCUGAGCAACUGAUACUGUGCCAUCAGAGGUUCUCUCUACGACAACUGGCGAGAUGAACACGGUGGUGUUGAGCGAAUCUGCACAAUCUCCAGCUAGUGCUACGGCGCCGGGCUGGGUGAGCGAAGAGGAUUCAACAUCCGCGGCGUAUCACACAGAAAAAAGCUCCCAGGCCAAGAUGUUUGUAUAUGCAAAAUAUAUACGCGCAACGUUCUCUCUUGCAUAGCCCAACCGCCAUGCUAUUGGCCUGUAUAUGGCAGAUUUUGUGCUUAUUCAUUUUCGCAUCCAAAAUUAUGCCCUGGUAGCUUUUUGUUUUUUCUCUGGGAUACGGCACGGCAGACGAGCACUUCUGCGCGAAAUGUUGAAGGUCGCAGAAGGGCAGGAAAACUACUACCCGAAGUUAGUACGCGUACUGCAGAACAAGUGUCCUCCUCAUUAUGCAAGGAAACGAACAAGAGUGAGUUUGCUAGUGUAACUGUUCUAGGGGUGGGUCCAGCAUUAUUUGAUAGCCCGAACAAGGGUGCGAGCAGCCAUUAUUCAUAUGUAGUGAGGUCACCGAACGGUUCUAACCGGGGAGUUUUUUUGCCAUCUACCGUGAAAAACGACCGGCAUUUUUUAAGCGGCCCUGGAUGACCUGGCACCGAAUCGCCAGCGGAUUCUAUCGAUCGCCGCUGGGUAAAACGACGCAGGGGAGCCGGCAAAAGGGGCGCCCUUCUGAGGCGCCCACCGCCUUAGUUUCUGGCGGUUUGGGGCGCCCAAAAAG